Erinaceus europaeus (western European hedgehog) is the source of this 4054-nucleotide messenger RNA. RefSeq names its product EPH receptor A2 (gene EPHA2). The transcript is spliced from 17 exons. The record is from RefSeq and is a predicted model, not a curated record. The coding region runs from base 217 to 3144 and encodes 975 amino acids. Gene Ontology annotation, cellular component: plasma membrane; neuron projection. Gene Ontology annotation, molecular function: transmembrane-ephrin receptor activity; protein binding; ATP binding. NCBI's taxonomy places the organism in Eukaryota, Metazoa, Chordata, Mammalia, Eulipotyphla, Erinaceidae. Gene Ontology annotation, biological process: axon guidance; cell surface receptor protein tyrosine kinase signaling pathway; protein phosphorylation.
AUUAAGGACGCGGGCAGGAGGGGCGCGAGUUGUGUGCGCGCUGCGGGCGGGAGGCUCUCACCCAGGCCGGCGGGCGUGCGGGAGCCGGGCAGCGGGAGCCGGGCAGCGGGAGCCGGGCAGCGGGAGCCGGGCAGCGGGAGCCGGGCGUGAGGGAGCCGGGCAGCGGGAGCCGGGCUGCGGAGCAUCGGCGGAGGAUCUGCUCGCUCGGAGCGCGCCAUGGAGCUGCGGGGACCCCGCGCUUGCCUCGCCCUGCUGUGGGGCUGCGUGCUGGCCGCCCGCACCGCGGCGCAGGGCAAGGAAGUUGUGCUGUUGGACUUCGCUGCAGCUAAAGGAGAACUCGGCUGGCUCACGAGCCCGUACGGCAAAGGGUGGGACCUGUUGCAGAACAUCAUGGACGACGCGCCCAUCUACAUGUACUCCGUGUGCAACGUGGUGGCGGGCGACCAGGACAACUGGCUGCGCACCAACUGGGUGUACCGCGGCGAGGCCGAGCGCAUCUUCAUCGAGCUCAAGUUCACCGUGCGCGACUGCAACAGCUUCCCCGGCGGCGCCAGCUCCUGCAAGGAGACCUUCAACCUCUACUACGCCGAGUCGGAUGUGGACUACGGGACCAACUUCCAGAAGCGCCAGUUCAGCAAGAUCGACACCAUCGCGCCCGACGAGAUCACGGUCAGCAGCGACUUCGAGGCGCGCAACGUGAAGCUGAAUGUGGAGGAGCGCUCGGUGGGGCCCCUCAGCCGCAAGGGCUUCUACCUGGCCUUCCAGGACAUCGGGGCCUGCGUGGCGCUGCUGUCUGUGCGCGUCUACUACAAGAAGUGCCCCGAGCUGCUGCAGGGCCUGGCCCGCUUCCCCGAGACCAUCGCGGGCUCCGACGCGCCCUCCCUGGCCACCGUGGCCGGCUUGUGCGUGGACCACGCCGUGGUGCCGCCUGGGGGUGAGGAGCCCCGCAUGCACUGUGCGGUGGACGGCGAGUGGUUGGUGCCCAUCGGUCAGUGCUUCUGCCAGGCAGGCUACGAGAAGGUGGAGGACGCCUGCCAGGCCUGUGCCUCUGGGUUCUUCAAGUAUGAGGUGUCCGAGAGCCCGUGCUCAGAGUGCCCUGCGCACACCCUGCCGUCUGAGGAGGGGGCUGCCCACUGCGAGUGUGAAGAAGGUUAUUUCCGGGCACCGCAGGACCUGCUCUCCCUGCCUUGCACGCGUCCACCCUCUGCCCCGCACUACCUCACGGCCGUGGGCAUGGGAGCCAAAGUGGAGUUGCGCUGGACGCCCCCCAAGGACAACGGGGGCCGAGAGGACAUCACAUACAGCGUGACCUGUGAGCAGUGCUGGCCCGAGUCGGGCGAGUGUGGGCCCUGCGAGGCCAGUGUGCGCUAUUCCGAACCCCCGCACGGGCUGACCCGCACCAGCGUGACAGUCAGUGACCUGGAGCCACAUAUGAACUACACCUUUGCCGUGGAGGCCCGCAAUGGGGUCUCAGGCCUGGUGGCCAGCCGGAGCUUCCGCACCGCCAGCGUCAGCAUCAACCAGACAGAGCCUCCCAAGGUGAAGCUCGAAGGCCGCAGCACCACCUCACUGAGCGUGUCCUGGAGCAUCCCUGCGCCGCAGCAGAGCCGUGUGUGGAAGUACGAGGUCACCUACCGCAAGAAGGGAGACUCCAACAGCUACAACGUACGCCGAACCGAAGGCUUCUCCGUGACCCUAGAUGACCUUAGCCCGGAUACUGUCUACCUGGUUCAGGUGCAGGCUCUGACCCAGGAGGGCCAGGGUGCUGGCAGCAAAGAGCACGAAUUCCAGACACUGUCUACAGAAAGUUCUGGCAACAUGGCGUUGAUUGGCGGUGUUGCUGUCGGCGCCAUCAUGCUCCUGCUGCUGGCCGGAGUUGGCUUCUUCAUCCACCGCAGGAGGAAGAGCCUGCGAGCGCGCCAGUCUUCGGAAGAUGUCUACUUCUCCAAGUCAGAGCAACUCAAACCCCUGAAGACAUACGUGGACCCCCACACAUACGAGGACCCCAACCAGGCUGUGCUAAAGUUCACCACCGAGAUCCAUCCGUCCUGUGUCACCCGACAGAAGGUGAUCGGAGCAGGUGAGUUUGGAGAGGUGUAUAAGGGCACGCUGAAGGCGUCGGGGAAGAAGGAGGUACCGGUGGCCAUCAAGACCCUGAAAGCCGGCUACACGGACAAGCAGCGGGUGGACUUCCUCAGUGAGGCCAGCAUCAUGGGCCAGUUCAGCCACCACAACAUUAUCCGCUUGGAGGGCGUCGUCUCCAAAUACAAGCCCAUGAUGAUCAUCACUGAGUACAUGGAGAACGGAGCUCUAGACAAGUUCCUUCGGGAGAAUGACGGGGAGUUCAGCGUGCUGCAGCUGGUGGGCAUGUUGAGGGGCAUCGCGGCGGGCAUGAAGUACCUGGCCAACAUGAACUACGUGCACCGAGACCUGGCCGCCCGGAACAUCCUGGUCAACAGCAACCUAGUCUGCAAGGUGUCCGACUUCGGUCUGUCCCGAGUGCUGGAGGACGACCCCGAGGCCACCUACACCACCAGCGGGGGCAAGAUCCCCAUCCGCUGGACGGCCCCCGAGGCCAUUUCCUACCGCAAGUUCACUUCAGCCAGCGACGUGUGGAGCUACGGCAUUGUCAUGUGGGAGGUGAUGUCCUACGGGGAACGGCCCUACUGGGAGCUGUCGAACCACGAGGUGAUGAAGGCUAUCAACGACGGUUUCCGGCUCCCCACACCCAUGGACUGCCCGUCGGCCGUCUAUCAGCUCAUGAUGCAGUGCUGGCAGCAGGAACGUGCACGCCGCCCCAAAUUCACCGACAUUGUCAGCAUCCUGGACAAGCUCAUCCGGGCCCCUGACUCCCUCAAGACCUUGGCUGACUUUGAUCCCCGGGUGUCCAUCCGACUGCCCAGCACCAGCGGCUCGGAGGGUGUGCCCUUCCGCACCGUAUCUGAGUGGCUGGAGUCCAUCAAGAUGCAGCAGUACACAGAGCACUUCCUGGCAGCUGGCUACACGGCCAUCGAGAAGGUGGUGCAGAUGACCAACGAUGACAUCAAGAGGAUUGGGGUGCGGCUGCCUGGCCACCAGAAACGCAUUGCCUACAGCCUGCUGGGACUCAAGGACCAAGUGAACACAGUGGGGAUCCCCAUCUGAGCCUGGACAGGACUUGGCGCUCCCCCUCCCCCCGGGGCCAAGAAUACUUGAAGAAGCACAAUGGCUUCCCUGACAGUUCUGUGCUGGGCCACCAGGGACCUUAUUUAUUUCUGUUGUCCUUCUUGAGGCCACUCUGAGGCCUGUGCUGUUGUGGUAAGGAGUGUCUUGGGUGACACUUUUGACCUGAACUGAGAUGCUCAGGGACCCUGGGCCGGGGGGAGGGGGCCAACGUUCUUCACUUCCAAAAAAGUCAGCCAAGCACUUAGCAGGUGCUGCCAUGUUACCAGCAUUCCCUGGGGCGGGAAUCUCACCGAGAGCUUCUGAGAUCCACGUCCAACAUUUCCAAACUGAUCCCGUCAACUGACCCCUGCGGGCAAAGGAAGGGUGCAGCUGUGGCCGUGUGAACAGGAUGCCUCAAGCCCUGCUCACUGUCAGCGCAGCUGAGCAAGGCCCCAGAUGGUUCCCCCUGCCCCUCCAGUGCCUUCACAGGACCCCCAGGCCCUGUCCUCAGCCUCCCACAGGCCAACGUAUGCUUCCCUAGGACCCUUGAAGGAUGUUUGGCUGUGCUGAGGUGUUGUGUUGUUUUUUUCUUUUAAUAUAUAUUUUAUACUCUGUGGAGAGAAUGUGUGUGUGGCAGGGUCCUGGUGGCCAGGGCCAGGGUCAGAGGGCCUGUGUCAGACAUUCCCAGGCUGGGGGCUGGUGCUGGCAGGAUUGUCCUGUUUGUCCCCCAGUCCAUCCCAUCUCUGACCCUUUUAGAAGACACUCAUUUCUCUUGUCAGUGUUAAUGACUUUGUUUUGUUGCUCUCUUUUUUUUUCUUGGAACCUUAAUUUAUUAUUAUUUUUUUUAUAUUUAUUGUUAGGAAAUGACUUAUUUCUGCUCGAAAAUAAAGUUGCAGAUGGUUCAAACUGA